Messenger RNA from Drosophila sulfurigaster albostrigata, 1536 nucleotides. RefSeq lists its product as uncharacterized. Bases 82 to 1353 code for a protein of 423 amino acids. Lineage: Eukaryota; Metazoa; Arthropoda; Insecta; Diptera; Drosophilidae. The transcript has 3 exons. Gene Ontology annotation, biological process: SCF-dependent proteasomal ubiquitin-dependent protein catabolic process. The record is from RefSeq and is a predicted model, not a curated record. Gene Ontology annotation, cellular component: SCF ubiquitin ligase complex.
AUCCAAUUACAGUGUUGUGUUUUUUAUGUCAGUAUCGUUUAGCAAUGAAAAUUUAAUGUGUGUUCAAGGCACUAAUUGAAAAUGUCGCAAGUGUCUGAGCUGCAGACAUGUCCCAUUCUGUGUCUGCACGAGGAGAUCGUGCAUGAACUCUUCUCCUAUUUGCCACAACUCUGCGACAAAGUGCGUUUGGCUUGUGUGGCACCCAAAUUCAUGCACGUCUUUAGCAAAUGGGUGCGAUCGCGUCGACAUGCGUUGAACGCUGAGGAUGUGGAGCAGAUGCAGUUGGGUGAAAUGAUUGAUUUCUUCAGUGUGGCCGGACCGUACAUAACCUCACUUACUGUUGACUGCUCGUCGUUUCAAAAGGAGUCGCUGAUCGUGGAGUUUAUAGCUGUCUAUUGCCGCAAUCUGGAGGAGAUCAACUAUAGUAAUGUGACAGAUGAUUUCCAUUAUCGCGAACUAAUGACGCGCCUAACACAACUGCGACGCAUUAGCAUCGAUUGCAUGGAUGCCGAAGAUGUGUUGAAUUUUGAUCUUGAGGGGAAUACCGAGCUGGAAUCCUUUGAGCUCAUCAAUGGCUGCUACACGGGCAAACAUUUGUGCGGCUUUGAUAAGCUGCAGCGUCUUGUGCUGCGCGAUUGUUUGCUCUGGAAUUCUGGAGAAUUUGGCAUUCCUCUCAAGCAUUUGCGUGUGCUGGUGCUGGACGAUUGUUGCUUUGAGGUGAUGAAUCACUCGUUGUACGAAAAGAUUGCCGAGUGCUGCGGAGAACUCGAGGAGUUGUCCUUCUCCGGCUGCGACUCGAGCUUUGAGGUGAUUGCUCAGCUGCCUAAUUUGCAGCGUUGCACUCUGAAGACCUGGAUGACCUCCAAUGAGUUGAACUUGGCGUUUCUAUCGACGCUCGCCGAUAAGAAGGGCAACAUGCUCAAGUACCUGAAGCUGUCGGGGCAAUUUGAGAUAAGCAAUGAACAUGCACGCUAUUUGGGACAACUGAGUUCGUUGGGGGAGCUUCAUUGGAGUGACAACGAUGUGCUGGAGGAUGAUCACUUCAGGUUCUUUAAUGAUCUGCCGUUGCUCCGUCUUUUUGGCAUGUCCUUUUGUGGUCGUGUCACGGACGUUGGUCUCAUGAGCCUGAUACGCAAGUGUCCGAUGCUUUCAUGCAUUAAUCUCAAGGAUUGCGAUCAGAUCACCGAUCAGUUUGUGCUCAAUGCCGUCUACUGUUGCAGCAAAAACUUGCCGAGUCGCGAUAUGUUGUUGAAUGUGGAGGGAACUAGAAUCAACCGCGAUAUGCUAAAGCAUCCGGAGUACUUAAAGCCGCAGAACAAAGUGAAGCUGAACUUUAAGAGUGAAACGGACUAGGAAGCGACCAUACACAACACACAACAAUACAACACAACAAUGAUCCAUUUGUGUGAUCUGUAUCAGAUAAAUUGAUGGCGAGCACCUUGGAUGCACCACUGGUCAUUUAAUAAUUAAACGAUCGAUCGACUAUUGUGACUAUAUCAGUUUGCAAUAAAUUUCGUAUUCAAUUGUUUGCUUGAA